Leptinotarsa decemlineata (Colorado potato beetle) is the source of this 777-nucleotide messenger RNA. RefSeq lists its product as uncharacterized. The record is from RefSeq and is a predicted model, not a curated record. NCBI's taxonomy places the organism in Eukaryota, Metazoa, Arthropoda, Insecta, Coleoptera, Chrysomelidae.
AUCCACGAUGUACAUGAACAGGUGAAAGUUUCUUUAAGUUAGUUAGUUCAUUUGCAGUCAUCUUUCCAAAUGGAUUGAGUAAGAGGUCAAGUCCGCUAAUAGCCAAUAUGUUAGUUAAUAGGUGGAUAUUAUUUGUGGUGACAGAAUAGUACCAGUUUGUUCUGCAUUAACAUGUCUCCUAGUUUCAUAAGAAUGAAAAUUAUAAUUUCAGAAGACAUUCGGCUGGUUUUAUUGAUAUGCUCAUUAAUUUCUAUGAAUUAUGCUUCUCCCAUCUACCCAAAUGAAAAUGUUGAAACUUCCGUAGUUGUACAGGGUAAUGCCAUACUGAACCCUCUAAGUGACUUGAACGAAAACUUGGGAAAUGCUGUAAGCAGUGCGGCAAAAGCAAAGACCAUUUCUUUUGUUCCUCCCUUUCCGGACUCUGGAAGAACCAUGGCUGUUCAGGAGCAGAGGUAUCUGGAAACAAUUCCAAUUAAGCUGGAUGAUAAAUAUGGCAGGCUUCAGGAAUUUAUUGCCAAUUUCGCAAAUCCGCAACCAAUUGUGGACACUAUUCAAGAGCAUGAAAAGUACGGAAAUGAUGGGGGCAAGCUUCGAGCAGCUGGGACAGCAUUUGUCGGUGGAGUCGAAGCCUUGUCUAAUGUUCUUAAUGCAGCAGUCGAGUUACCAUUUACUGCCGUGAAGGAAUUUGGAAGGAAAGUGACCACUUCUUUGAAUACUGCAGGUUCGAAAUUGGUUGGAUUAGCCAGAUGAUUUGACUGUUGUAGUAAAUUUCGAAUA